AUGGCCCCUGUCUUAGUUAGACGUGAUCAACAAUGCCUUCUUGCAUGGGGAUCUUCAAGAAAAAAUCUACUUGAUACCUUCUCUGCGACGAUAGGGGGAGGAACACUUGGUUUGUCGCCUUCACAAGUCUCUGUACGGACUAAAGCAAGCAUCUCGUCAAUGCGAAAAUAUGCCUUAGAGAUCAUUAAAGAUGCAGGACUAUUAGGGGCAGCUCCAAUUGAUACUCCCAUGGAGCGUGGAUCGAAAUUGUCCGAUACAAGUGAUUUGCUCAAAGAUCCAUCUCGAUACAGGAGGUUGGUUGGGAGGUUGAUCUAUCUUACGGUAUCACGACCUGAUAUUACCUAUCCAGUCCAUGUUUUGAGCAGGUUCAUGCAUGAACCUAGAAAAUGUCAUAUGGAAAGUGCUCUUCGUGUUGUACGAUAUCUUAAUAAUGCACCUAGUCAAGGUCUAUUUUUUUCUUCAGAUAGUGAUUUCAGGUUGCGUGCUUAUUGUGAUUCAGAUUGGGCAGGUUGCCCGAUUACUAGAAGGUCCACUGCAGGCUACUGUGUUUUUCUUGGACCCUCUUUGGUUUCAUGGAGAUCAAAACGGCAGAAGACCGUUUCUCUCUUUUCAGCAGAGGCAGAAUAUAGAGCAAUGUCAGGGGCUUGCUGUGAAUUAACCUGGUUGGGGUUUCUUCUCCAGGAUUUGGGUGUAUUACAACCAAAACCUGCAGUAUUAUAUUGUGAUAAUAAAGCAGCGCUGCAUAUUGCUGCUAACCCUGUUUUCCAUGAAAGAACAAGGCACAUUGAAAUGGAUUGUCACUUCAUCAGAGAUAAAAUUCAAGAUGGUUAUGUUGUUACAAAUUUUGUGAAUUCUUCACAUCAGUUAGCCGAUGUUCUUACUAAACCAUUGGGAAAGGAAGUUUUCAUUCCUAUGAUUCGCAAGUUGGGAGUUCGUGACAUCCACUCUCCAACUUGA
Messenger RNA from Rosa rugosa (rugosa rose), 957 nucleotides. RefSeq lists its product as uncharacterized. Lineage: Eukaryota; Viridiplantae; Streptophyta; Magnoliopsida; Rosales; Rosaceae. Bases 1 to 957 code for a protein of 318 amino acids. The transcript is spliced from 2 exons. The record is from RefSeq and is a predicted model, not a curated record.